UAUAUAUAUAUACGUAUAAAUAAUAAAAAAAAAAUGGGAAGAGGGAAAGUAGAAUUGAGGAGAAUUGAUAACAAAAUAAAUAGGCAAGUAACAUUUGCAAAGAGAAGGAAUGGUUUGCUUAAGAAAGCUUAUGAACUUUCUGUUCUUUGUGAUGCUGAAGUUGCUCUCAUCAUCUUUUCUAGCCGUGGUAAACUCUAUGAAUUCUGCAGCUCAAACAGUAUGGCGAAAACAUUGGAGAGGUACCAAAGAUGUUGCUAUGCUUCACUCGAAACAGGAACAACUCAAUCUUCCAACAACAAUAACGAGAAGAACUACCAGGAAUAUCUCAUGUUGAAAACCAAAGUGGAUAUUCUGCAGCGCACACAAAGGAAUCUUCUAGGGGAGGAUUUGGUGGAAUUGAGUAUCAAGGAACUAGAGCAGAUCGAGCACCAACUAGACAAAUCCUUGAAACAAAUCAGAUCAACUAAGACCCAACUUAUGCUUGACCAACUUGCAAAUCUUCAAAGAAAGGAGGCCAUGUUGAUGGAGUCUAACAGAGCUUUGAAGGCAAAGUUGGAAGAAACUUGUGUAGCGGUUAGGAGGCUACAAUGGGAUGUCGAUGAGGCAGAGGCACGGGAUAAUAAUAAUAAUAAUAAUAAUAAUAAUAAUAAUAAUAAUAAUAAUAAUAAUAACAAUAAUAAUAAUAAUAAUACACCUUAUGUUCGCCAAGCUGGCGAAGGUUUCUUUCAGCCGUUACAAUGCAACGAUAAUUCAAGGAAAAUGCAAAAAAAGGGAGGAAAAUCAUGGUGGUGGUUGAUUCAAGCACCGAGGCAAAAAUUGCUCUUCAAUGGACACUUACUCAUACGGUUCAAAAUCAUGAUCUUAUUGUUCUUCUCUAUGUUGCCAAGCUCAACACCAACACUACUAAUCAAGGAUGAUACGAGAAACAAGAUGUCAUCAAAGGUUUAUGAGUUACUACACUCUAUGAAGAAGACUUGUCAAUCUAAGAGACCAGAGGUAAAAGUGGAGGUAAAAUUGGCACAAGGUAAAGAAAAGGGACCCACCAUAGUAGAAGAGGCAAGAAAACAAGAGGUGUCCUUAUUAGUUUUGGGCCAAAAGAAGCUGUCAACAACAUGGCGGCUGUUACUAUUAUGGGCCACCAACAAGGUGGCUGCCGGUGGCGUUGGUGGUGGCGGAAUGGUGGAGUAUUGCAUACAAAAUGCAAGUUGUAUGGCAGUUGCAGUAAGAAGAAAGAGCAAAAGGGUAGGAGGAUAUUUGAUCACCACUAAGCGUCAGAAAGACUUUUGGCUCUUAGCUUAAUUAUUAUCAUUGUUUAUUAUUGAACAUGUUUUUCUUUUUUUCACUUUUGUUGAAUUGUUUAGAGUGAGUGAGCUCAAUUUGGUUGAACUAUAUAUAUAUGUAAUUACAUAACAUGUUUAUAAUAAUGUUCAUAAUCAAACCAAUUAAACAACCUUCUUGUCUUUGAA
Spinacia oleracea (spinach) is the source of this 1466-nucleotide messenger RNA. RefSeq names its product agamous-like MADS-box protein MADS2. Gene Ontology annotation, molecular function: RNA polymerase II transcription regulatory region sequence-specific DNA binding; DNA-binding transcription factor activity; protein dimerization activity. Gene Ontology annotation, cellular component: nucleus. Bases 34 to 1299 code for a protein of 421 amino acids. Gene Ontology annotation, biological process: positive regulation of transcription by RNA polymerase II. The transcript has 10 exons. The record is from RefSeq and is a predicted model, not a curated record. Lineage: Eukaryota; Viridiplantae; Streptophyta; Magnoliopsida; Caryophyllales; Amaranthaceae.